AUGCAGGCACGCUUUCCACCUGCAUUGUAUUCUCAAGUGGCUUUCCUCGGAGACGUCGCGGAACCAUUGCCCUCUAUGUCGACAGGAGUGGCAGUUUCAGCAACGGUAACAGCAAGCGAGCAAGAGCAGAGUACAGCAAGAGACGCUCGCGUACGGCGGCGGGGCACAGAGCGGCACGUGACCAGAAGGGUAAAGCGACGCACCAUCGACCGCUAUGUCGCAAGAAAACACAUUUUGUGGAGUCGCUUUGAUGAAGGCAUUCAGAUGACCUGGAAUUCUUUCUACGAAGUGACGCCAGAGCCGAUCGCCUUGCAUAUUGCUACGCGAUUUCAGACCAGAAUAGCGGACUCUCUACUCGUAGCCGACCUCUUUGCAGGCGUCGGGAGUAAUGCGAUCGCGAUGGCAAGACUCUUGACCAAAGACGCACCUCAGCGUUUGCCAUACGUUGUUGCCGUGGACCAUAACGCGGUCAAGUGCGAGAUGCUACAACAGAAUGCGCGUAUCUAUGGCGUUGCACAGCGGAUCGACGUCGUUAUUGGCGAUGCAUUCGCGUUCGUCCGGCGCUGGCGGAGAAUGUUCGACGGGGGUUUUGCGAGCCCGCCCUGGGGUGGACCCGCCUAUCGACGCCGUCCAGUUUAUAAUUUGGAUGCCAUGCGGCCAUACUGUGCUUCAGAAAUUUUUCGCUUGGGGUGGCAAGUUUCGCCGAAUUUCGCAGUCUUGCUGCCGCGCAAUAGCGACGUAUCGCAACUGGCCGAGAUUGCACGGAGGCGCCCCCUCGAGGUUGAAGAGAACUGGUUGGAAGGUCGACUGAUCACGCUUACUGUUUACUCGGGUGCACUUGUUCAGCCCUGA
This is a messenger RNA of Cyanidioschyzon merolae strain 10D, 852 nucleotides long. Its product is annotated as similar to PRIP-interacting protein with methyltransferase domain. Gene Ontology annotation, molecular function: RNA cap trimethylguanosine synthase activity. Gene Ontology annotation, cellular component: nucleus. The transcript has a single exon. NCBI's taxonomy places the organism in Eukaryota, Rhodophyta, Bangiophyceae, Cyanidiales, Cyanidiaceae. The coding region runs from base 1 to 852 and encodes 283 amino acids. The record is from RefSeq and is a predicted model, not a curated record. Gene Ontology annotation, biological process: 7-methylguanosine cap hypermethylation; 7-methylguanosine RNA capping.